UAUAGAAAGAAAAAAAUUUUGGUGCUAUAUUCAAAAGGCUGCAAGUAUAGGACAUCUUAUUUAACCGACAUGGAAAAAUAAAUAUUACAAUGAUUACAAAGAUUCAGCGAAUCAUUCGUAACAUUAUUGUUCCAUUUUUGUGGUACAGCCCCCUCGUUAGAUGGUUUACUACUUAUCGUCAAGAGUGAAACAUAUUGGAUAGAUAAAGCUAACUAGCUGGUGAAAGGGUUCACAAGGAGAUAGUAACAACUUAUUUAAUUAUGUCAGUUUGACAGAAGAAGCAAUAAGAAGAGUACUUCAAGGAGGGAAAAUAAAUAAAUAAAUAAAAUAAACACUAGUCUUUAUAUUUACAUGUAAGUAUAUAACUGGAGGAGGUUAUGGGUUAUGGCAGCUAGCCUAUUCAAGAAAGACUUCAGACAUUAUCAAUUAAUAUUUCCCAUCUCAUCUCUUCCUAGUAUUUUACGCAAAGAAAUGGUUGACAAGUUAGAGAACAAGGUGCUUAUUAGGGAAUACAAUGAAGACAGAGAUAUUAAAGUGGUGGGGAAGCUUGAGAAGAAUUGUGAGAUAGGGUCUAAUAAGGAGGUCUCCAUUUUCACCAACAUGAUGGGUGACCCCUUACGUAGGAUUAGGUUCUAUCCUGUUCAUAUUAUGCUGGUUGCGGAGCUGCGUGAAAAUGGGGAACUUGUCGGUGUGGUUAGAGGAUGCAUCAAGUGUGUGGGGACUAGAUUUGGAGCAACUUAUGUGAGGUUAGGCUGCAUCCUGGGCCUUCGAGUCUCUCCCAAGCAUCGACGGAUGGGGAUUGGAUUAAAACUUGUCAAGUCAGUUGAAGAAUGGCUUGUGGGAAAUGGAGCACAAUAUACUUUCCUAGCAACUGAAAAGAACAAUGUGGCCUCUACCAAUCUCUUCACUUCCAAGUGUAACUACACCAACUUUAGUUCACUGGUGAUAUUUGUUCAGCCAACUAGUCUCCCUGUGAAAGGGUUGUCUCAAGAUAUUAAGAUAGAAAAGCUGCAAAUAAACCAAGCAAUUUCUUUGUACAAUAACCGGCUAAGAGGCAAAGAUAUAUAUCCAACAGAUAUUGAUGCUAUAUUGAAGGAAAAGCUGAGCCUUGGUACUUGGGUUUCUUAUUUUAAAGCAGAGGAGUGGAUUAUCUUGCACAGCAAUAAUGAGAAGAAUAAUGAAGAAGACAUCAUUAGUAAAACUCCGAGUUCUUGGGCCAUCUUUAGCAUAUGGAACUCUUGUGAGGCAUACAAGUUUCAUAUUCGAAAGUCUUAUCAUCCACUUAAGUUUUUUCAUGCAACUCUAAGCCAUGCAAGAGACAAGAUUUUCCCUUGCCUUAAAUUGCCAAUUUGCGACUCACUGCAGAAACCAUUUGGUUUCCUAUUUCUCUAUGGGCUUUAUGGAGAGGGAGCAAGGCUACAAGAGCUGGUGAAAUCGAUAUGGAGCUUUGCGUCAAGAUUGGCUGAAAAUGUGAAGGAGAGCAAGGUGAUUAUUACUGAGUUAGGGGUCUCCGAUCCACUAAUGGAGUAUGUUUCCCAUGAGUCUUCUGUGUCGUGCAUUGAUGAUCUUUGGUACUUGAAGAAAGCGAAUGGCCUGGAUGAACAGGUGGCCCUGGAUCAAGUGGGAAAUGUAUUUGUUGAUCCAAGAGAUUUUUAGGUUUGCUAUCAGCUGAUUUGUUAAUCAGAGUGCUUAAUUAUGAAAUAAGUGCAAUUAUCCAUAUAGCUUGCGUAUGCUUACCUACUGAAAUCCUAUAUUAAUAAGGAACUACAUUUGUAAAAUC
Manihot esculenta (cassava) is the source of this 1780-nucleotide messenger RNA. Its product is annotated as probable N-acetyltransferase HLS1. The record is from RefSeq and is a predicted model, not a curated record. Bases 385 to 1656 code for a protein of 423 amino acids. Gene Ontology annotation, molecular function: acyltransferase activity, transferring groups other than amino-acyl groups. The transcript is spliced from 3 exons. NCBI's taxonomy places the organism in Eukaryota, Viridiplantae, Streptophyta, Magnoliopsida, Malpighiales, Euphorbiaceae.